AAUUUGCUUUCCUGAGCUGUUUUAUGCUCUUAAUUUCCCUUGUCCACAAAGUAACAAUAAAUAACCUUUACAAAGAACGAAAUUAACGAAACACUAUCGAAUCAAAACCUCAUUCCCGUCUACAUCCAUUGCCGCUCCCCAAAUCCCUGUCUCUUUCAUCUUAUCCAGUUUUCUCUCUGUUUUUACCUUUUUACUAUGCCUUACUUGCCCACGAAGCAACAGAAAGAAACAAACGAAAACCGAAGGCCAUAUCCGUCAUUUCAUCUCCAGCUCCCACCUCCGACGUUUAUAUGAACCCGGCCUCCUCUCCUCCUCCUAAUUUCUCAAUCUUUUAGGGGGUUUUUCUUUUUCUUAAUAAAAACCUCUCUUCUCCUUCCUUGCUUCUUCGCUGAAUAUUUGAAAAAUUAUCACAUCAUUUGCCUUCUUCCCUCCUCCGUCAAUCGUCCACCGCGCCCGCGGCGGCGCCCUGUUGAUUUAUUUCCGCAUUAGCAAUUUCUGUACAAGAGAUAGCCUGACCGGGAGAGGAAACAAUUAGUUUUUUCUUUUGCCCCGUUCCUGAUUCCAGGUUUGAAUGUUAUCGGAGAAAGCCUCGAAGUCGGAUUUCUCCAUACGUAUAGUUUGGAGGGAAAUUAUGAUGAGCUAACAUUCAAUUCAUUUCCCUGCCGUAAUAAUAUAAAAAGAAAAGAGGAAAAUUGAAUUCAAUUGUUGAUUGUUCGGAGGUUCUUUUAGGGGUUGGGUUGGGGUUUGGCUCCCGCCGGCGGAGAUCCUCGAAACGACGGCGUGAGGGUUUGCGGCGUCGUUUCAUUGGAGGAGGAAGAAGAGAGGGGUAGAAUUCGGCGGAAGAGAAGAUGUGUGCGGCGGCGGCGACGGGGGAGUGGUGGGGGAGAGGGAUAGUUGGGCAGAUCGGGGGAGGGUUUAGCCACGAGAGCGAGCAUGAUUUGGCUCUCAUGGUCAGCGAUUUCCUCGAGAACGGCGGCAGCAGCGGCGGCGCUGAGUCCUGGUGCAGUAGCGACAGCGAGUCGGGUCUCUCCGAUCUCCAUUCCCUUGCCCAUAAAAUCACGUUCUAUAAGCACUCGGUGACCCGCUACGAGAGCGAAUUGCUGUCGCUGGUGCAUUCUCUCAUCGUCUCCAUCAAGGAGACAGACCUUCAUCUCGUGGAGUCAGGUUCUUGCAAUGCCAGCUGCAUCAGAUUUUCCUUGGUGAAGCUCCUGAGGUUUUCUGGAUAUGAUGCUGCUGUCUGUUCAUCUAAGUGGCAGGGUGCUGCCAAGGUCCCAGGAGGUGAUUAUGAAUAUAUUGAUGUGAUCAGCCUCAGCGAAGCUGGAAUUUCAGAACGUCUGAUCAUAGACAUCGACUUCAGAAGCCACUUUGAAAUAGCUAGAGCGGUCGACUCGUACGACCGCAUACUACAGCUACUUCCUGUAGUUUACGUGGGGUCAUUGCCCCGGCUGAAGCAGUAUCUUCAGGUCAUGGUCGAUGGUGCCAAGUCAUCGCUGAAGCAAAACUCAAUGCCUCUUCCACCGUGGAGAUCCCUGGCUUAUCUGCAAGCCAAAUGGCAGUCUCCAUAUCAGAGACUGUUUGCCCCAGAUGGGCGGCACAACUUGUCGAGCAGCAGCAGCAGCAGCAUUUCCACAUCAUCUUCAUCCGAUCACAACUGGCAGUGUGGUGGGCAUCUCAGAAGGCUGCAAUCCUCUAUUCACUACGAAGUCGAGGAAGAACGCCUUCUGAGGCCUCUGAACAAUGACAACAACAGCAACAGGAUGGUUAAGCGGGAGAGGCGUCGGAGAUACUCCUUGUUAAGGGGUGGUCUCUGAAGAAACCAAAUGACAUCUGCAGAGAGAGUGUAUAGAGAAAUUCGGCUGUCGGAAAUGGGAGGUUCCAUUUCUUCUUUACAUUUUUUUCCCAGGAAGAGUUUUUUUUUUUUAACUACCAAUUCUAUUGCGGCUUUUCUUUCUUCUUCUUCUUCUUCAUUGGUUCUUUUUGACCUGAGAGAGAAAUAAAUCGUCGGCGGGAGCAGAGUUCAAACGGAGUUUACAAGGAAUCACAAGACAAAUACAUUACUGUUGAGGCAUUUUUUCUUCUGUAUCGUAAUACUUCUUUUACAUUCAUCACAACAAGUUGGGGGCAAUCCGUGGAUCACAAGGACUGACUUACCAGCAGCAGAGGUUCAUGAAGAGACUUGAAUACCCAUAGAAAGGAUAUAUACUGUUCUAUUCUUUUUUACAUUGUUGUGCUUCAGUUUUGAUUGUGUUAUUCCUUGCCAGGUAUUUGGUUGGCCAAGGAAUUCCUCUCUUUGUUUGCCCUUUAUUCUUCUGUUCUUCAUUUUGAUCAUCUGUAUACGAAACAAUAAUUUGUGAGGUAUCUUUUAGCAACUACAAUUAUUAUAUGUCAAUGUCGAGAUUAGUGGUUGAUUGUUCAAUUAAUGAUGUUUGGGAAU
Linum tenue is the source of this 2434-nucleotide messenger RNA. The record is from the annotation of a GenBank genome assembly. Lineage: Eukaryota; Viridiplantae; Streptophyta; Magnoliopsida; Malpighiales; Linaceae.